This is a messenger RNA of Pseudopipra pipra, 1846 nucleotides long. RefSeq lists its product as uncharacterized. Bases 318 to 1736 code for a protein of 472 amino acids. The transcript is spliced from 9 exons. Gene Ontology annotation, cellular component: cytoplasm. The record is from RefSeq and is a predicted model, not a curated record. Lineage: Eukaryota; Metazoa; Chordata; Aves; Passeriformes; Pipridae.
CGGCAGCUCUUCAUCCUCCCCCAGCGCUGCAUCUCCCUGCCUCAGGCACUGGGCUGGCAAGCUGGCUUAGGGGCAGGUUCAGGGGCACCAGGCCGGCUGCUCCUGCUGUGUCUCCCCUGGCCUCUCCCUGCCACGCUCGGGCCCUGCCCCAUGGAUGUCCGGGCACUGAGCGCUGUCUCCGGCUGGUUUCCUUUUUGCAGGCAACCGUGGCACUCUGGAAGAUCCUCCAUCUGCUCUGCUGCACACGGGCAGUGAGGGAGUGUUUCCCCAACCUCUUUGUGCAUCUGCUCUUCCAAGUGUUCUUCAGCACAGUGCAGAUGCCGGAGGAGGUUGACACCCUGUGGAGGGAGUGCCGGAAGCAACACAGCCUUCCCACCAAGCCCAACAGGUUUGCAGUGCUGACCCUCAAAGCCCUGCUGCACCGUCUGCGCUGCGAGAGCGUGGUGGUGGCACUGGAGCGCAAGUGUGGCUGGGACACGCUCCUCAACGCCGACACCCACCACUACGCAGUGGGUCUGCUGGCCAGGGAGAUGGGCUCUUUCUGCACCCCCUGGUGUUGCAGCAUUGUGUGCUGCCUCCUGGAGCUGCUCAGCGAGGAGAUGUGUCCCUGGGAGCUCCCUGCCAUGGUGUUCCUUGUGGAGGCCCUGGUCUACCUGGACGUGAGGGAGUGCGGCGAAAGCGUCCUGCAGAUCCUUUCAAGGCACCUGUGGAGCGAGUGCCCAGAGAUGCGCCGCCAAGUGCUGAGGGGCCUGGUGGUGCUCAGCCAGGAUGCCGUGACGGCCAAAAGAAUGGGCAGCCUGACUGAAAGCCUCGUGCAGCUCCUGUGGGACGCAGAUGGAGAGCUGGUCCAGAGGACUGUCAGCGUCCUCGGCUUUCUGCUCUCCAAUAAAGACAUCCAGCUCUCCAGCCCCACCGCCCUGCAGCUGGCUGAGGCGCUGCAGCCGCUCUUCGACAACGCUGACAGCAGUGUGCAACUGUCCUCCAUCCUCCUCUUCCGUGGGGUGAUGGUGACAGGGGAGAAAGAGGGAAAAAAGGCCCUGAAGCCACACGUGCGCCAGAGCCUGCUUCCACUCUUCUUCCACUGCCACGAUGAGAACCACAGAGUGGCAGAGGUGAGUGAGCACUUGUGGGCUCUGGUGUCCCCGUGGCAGGGGGCUGGGCUGCCUCCUGCCCUGGCACCUGAUGGGCUCCAGCCUCCUGCUGGCCUUGCUCCAGGGACACGGCUCCUUUGCCCUGGGCCGUGGUGCCAUCUCCCAGUGCUUGUUGCUCUGCAGGCCUCUGGGGAAGCGCUGCUUUGUGUGGCCAGCUUCCUGAAGAGAAAGGACCUGCAGAAGAUUGUGAAGAGGAAGGAGCUGUGGAUGUUCAGCGAGUGCCUGCUGCAAAAGGAGCGGAGUCGAGCGGCCGAGUACCUGCGCCAGGCUUUGCCGUACCUGGAGAGCCCACAGGAGCCCCUGCGAGAGGCGGCCAUCAGGUUCAUUGGGAUGGCCGGGAGGUACCUGCGGGGACAGCCCGUAGAGCUGCAGGACAUCAUCGAGAUUCUUCAGGGUCUGAGGAACGACACCAGCCCCGCCAUCUCAAGCCUGGCGCUUCAGAGCUACCGUGUGCUCGAAGCUGCUGAGAGAGCUGCAUCCCCCCAGGUGCAGCAGCCGCCAGACUGGCUGUGCGGGGCCUGCACGAGCUGUCCUGCUCUGCGGGGCAGUUUCUGGCUGUGCUGCCUGAGCUCUGGGGAGGCUUGAUGUGGGAAGCGGUGUCUGCUGGGGCCACGUGAGCCUGCGAGGAAGACCCCUGCUGUGGAAGCACUUCCCUCUAGUCCAGCAUAGGAAUAUAAAAUUCCUCUUGCCACACA